Messenger RNA from Penicillium coprophilum, 996 nucleotides. Its product is annotated as Major facilitator superfamily domain general substrate transporter. The record is from RefSeq and is a predicted model, not a curated record. Gene Ontology annotation, molecular function: carbohydrate:proton symporter activity. Gene Ontology annotation, biological process: transmembrane transport; carbohydrate transport. Gene Ontology annotation, cellular component: membrane. Bases 1 to 996 code for a protein of 331 amino acids. Lineage: Eukaryota; Fungi; Ascomycota; Eurotiomycetes; Eurotiales; Aspergillaceae. The transcript has 2 exons.
AUGAUUCUUCUACCCGAGUCGCCGCGCUGGCUUUUCACGCGCGAACGCUACGAGGAAGGGGAGGAAGUUAUUGCUGCACUCCUAGGGGCCGAACCGCAGUCCCACGAGGUAAAUCUCCAGAAGAACAUCAUCAUGGAGUCUAUCCGCGCCUCUGGUCAGAUGGGGAAGACCACCCCAAUGUCCGCCGUCUUUACCGGUGGCAAGACUCAGCACUUCCGCCGUAUGCUCCUCGGGGUGUCAUCCCAGCUCAUGCAACAGAUUGGUGGAUGCAAUGCUGUUAUCUACUACUUGCCUAUCCUUUUCAGGGACUCAAUCAAGCUGGAGGGAAAGCUUCCAUCUAUUCUCGGUGGUGUCAACAUGAUUGUCUACUCUAUAUUUGCCACUGCUUCUUGGUUUCUGAUUGAACGAGUUGGUCGUCGCAAGCUUUUUCUGUACGGUACUGUUGGCCAGAUGGUCUCGAUGCUUAUCACCUUCGCUUGCUUGGUUUCAGACAAGGCCGGCCCAGCCAAGGGUGCUGCUUUUGGUCUUUUUAUCUACAUUGCUAGCUUUGGUGCUACCUGGUUGCCACUGCCCUGGUUGUACCCAGCUGAAAUCAGCCCAAUCAAGACCCGUGCCAAAGCCAAUGCACUUUCAACAUGUUCCAACUGGCUUUUCAACUUUUUGAUUGUGAUGGUGACCCCGAUCAUGAUCAAAAAGAUUAAAUGGGGAACAUAUCUCUUCUUUGCAGGGAUGAACGCUUGCUUCUUACCCGUUAUCUACUUUUUCUACCCCGAGACUGCCCGACGCUCUCUGGAAGAAAUUGAUCUGAUAUUUGCCAAGGGCUUCUCCGAAAAUAUCAGCUACGUGCGCGCUGCAAAUGAGCUACCUUACCUUUCUGACGAGGAUAUUGAGCGUGUCGCGAUCCAGUAUGGAUUUGCUACUGCUGACGAAACGAAAACCGGUGGGCUUACUGGAAGAGCGGACGAUGCCUCUGAGUGUUACCAGCCAGUUCUUUGA